AUGACAACAUUACAAGAAGUGUCUGCUCAAUUGAUGAAGCCGGCGAAAGACUUAGCGGACUGGCAAUUUCCUUUGUCAAAGGUACUCGAGAGUUAUUACACAUUACUUGAUCAGCAACAAGAUUUAAAUUUCGGUGAAGCCGCAUUAGUUUUACAAAACUCAGCGAAUGUUUACGUAAGACGAGUUGAAGCCUUGUAUCAGGAAACAACAGCGUUACAGCAGUCUUUUUUAGACCAUGAACACGAAGUUGAAUCGGAAAAAGCCACAGCAAAAUCUAUCCGGCGAUCCCGAAAAACGCAGGUUGACUUUAAAAACUUUGACUUGUUAAAUCUAUCAUCCGAAACUUUAAAAAACUCAACCCAAAAAUCGAUGCCGUCAAAAUCCCAAAAGAUAAAAUUAAUAAACCAGCGUUAUCCCCAAUUAGAAGAUAUCACCCGUAAAGCAUUCACGGACGAAAUAAUCGACAUAAAUGGGGAAGCGAUCGGUAAAAAAUAUGAUUUUCGUUGCAAUCAACAACUGUCAACAUCACGGAUGCUAAUUGACGCAAUAACGCCACUAGAUUUCACAAACAGCAUCCGUCAAUUUGAUAUAAAUUUAUCUGAUGAUCACAGUUCUGAAAAUCCUGAAGCUAGAGAUUUGAUCACUGAAAAUACUGGAAUAGAUGCUAAUCCUGAUAAUGUAGAAACGGAUUUUAAUUUUGAAAACUUUGAUUUAUGUUCUGACUAUGAAACGCAUGCUAAUGGAAUGUUGAGUCCAACGAUUGAAUCGGCUUAUGGAUCAACGACAUCCAAUUCAAAUCCAAACACACCUAGUUCGCGGAUUAAUUCGGAUUUUUCAGUACCAAUCAGCGAUUCAAGUCGUCGUGAUUCCACUGAUGAACGAUUGUUAUCAUCAGAUACAGAUGCACCCACAGAAUGUGAUACAAGUAAUGAACUUAUCGAUGAAUCUGAUAAUGGGGCACAUGAUUCUUUGCCUUUGUCUUUUGAUUCUGGUCAUGAAAGUCAAGAAUCAGUCGGAAAAAGUCUAGGAUUAGAAUCUGAGUCUAAUGUAAAUACUUCUUCAGUAACGGUAGAACCUGAAAGCAAUCAAUCUCAAGUACAAAAUCUUUGUGAUAGUAACCAAAACCCUGAAAAAAUUCCUAGAACCCGUGACUCUAUUGAAACAGAUGCUGGUUAUACAUCUGGUGAUCCUGAUGAUUGUCAACAGUUAUUUUUACCAAUUAAAAGGUUACGCAGUUCAACUGAUUCCGUAACAGAUAUCCUAGAAACUAAUGAUAAUAAUAUUAAUAUUAAUAAUACUAGCAUACUCGAUCCGAUACCAUUCGAAUCUGGUGUUCCAGACAAAUUACCACGUUUGAGACGUGAGUUCAAAUUACCUUGUCAUGCUGCUUUACUAAAAGGAUCCAAAAAACCAAGGAAGCGUAAACUGACGAUUAAUGAAAGAAAAAAGAACCAAUUAAAGUCGUUCUUGAACAGCGACAAUGAAAGUUUGAAUAGUAAGAGACUAAAAAAAUUGGUCGCUGAGAAUGAAGAAGAAAUAAAGCUUUUGGUUAGUCAGCAGAAAGAACUAGUGGAAGAAACUGAACGUGUUAAUUAUUGUCCUGUGAUGGUUAAUGGUGAAUUAAUAGGUUAUGAGCCUAGGUUGCUGGAUGAAGAUUCUAACUGUGAUGUUGGUAUGGGAAUAGAAAACGAUGGAGAAUUUAAUGCUGAUACUAUAAUUGAUUGCAGGAACAAAUUGUUUACUAGUUACUCAGAUGGUUUCUACUCAUCUCCUCGGUCACUUGAUGACUUUUCCGAUCUUGAAAAUACGGCUGAUUUUUCGGUAAUGGGAAGAAUACAGGAAGAUGAUUCCGAGACUGUUGGCCAGGGUUUAGUUGAGAGAAUUGAACGAAAAAUGAAAGAGUUGAGGAAGGAAUUUGAUGGAAAAAAUGAACAUGAAGAGUCUGCAAAGUGGUUGGAGACGAUAGAAGCAUUGAAAGUUGCUGCUAGUAGACCAAGUUUUCACGUCGAUGAGUAUGAAAAGAGGAUCUUGGAGAGCUUGAAAAUGAAGGAGACGCAUCAGGUGGAAUUUCAUGAAAUUGCUGAAAAUGAGGAAGAACCAGGAAAUAUUGCGCGAUUAUUUGUUGCUUCUUUACAUUUGGCAAAUACUUACAAUGUAGAAAUCAACGUCAACAACAUUAAUAGUGAAGUUAAUUUAACGUUACUCGAUAGCAAUAUCUCGGAAACGAGUUGA
Messenger RNA from Cotesia congregata, 2232 nucleotides. The record is from the annotation of a GenBank genome assembly. NCBI's taxonomy places the organism in Eukaryota, Metazoa, Arthropoda, Insecta, Hymenoptera, Braconidae.